Scomber japonicus (chub mackerel) is the source of this 866-nucleotide messenger RNA. RefSeq names its product solute carrier family 22 member 6-like. The transcript has 4 exons. NCBI's taxonomy places the organism in Eukaryota, Metazoa, Chordata, Actinopteri, Scombriformes, Scombridae. The coding region runs from base 180 to 755 and encodes 191 amino acids. The record is from RefSeq and is a predicted model, not a curated record.
GUCAGCAAAUAAGAGUCAAUGACAUAAUCUUGUGCCUUUAAAUGAUUCUUUGCAUGUUUUUUAAUAUCAAAUGUUUUAGAAAAUAAUGUUGCUUUGCAUUCUUUCAGACAUUGUCCACGAUUGUGACAGAGAAAAGAGAUCGGGUUUAUUCCUACCUCGAUCUGAUACGAACACCAAAAAUGAGGAAACUGGCCCUGCGUACUGGCACACUUUGGUUCUGUGGGGCAAUGUCAUUUUAUGGUAUCAGCUUCAACGUCACAGGUUUUGGGCUCAAUAUCUAUCUCACUCAAUUUACCUACGCUGUCAUCGAGCUCCCAGCCAAAAUAUCAGUUUACUUCUUACUGGAUAAGAUAGGCAGGAGAAGUACCGAGGUAGGAGCUCUACUGUUGGUUGGAGUCUGUCUCGGAAUCAACAUCAUGGUACCUAAAGAUAUGUCGAUUGUAAGAACAGUGGUAGCAGUUAUUGGCAAAGGUCUUUCCUCUGCAUCGUUUGCAACUGUUAUACUGUAUAGCUCAGAGCUAUAUCCCACUGUAGUGAGGCAGAGUGGUAUGGGCUACAACUCCUUCAUGGGUCGAUUUGGUGUAGCAGUGGCUCCUCUGAUCCUUCUUCUGGAUGAGGUGUGGAAGCACCUCCCGCAGCUUGUCCUGUGCUCUGCAGCUAUACUGGGGGCAAUUGUAGCAAGGACACUACCAGAGACCCGUAACAGGUGCCUGCCAGAGACCAUACAGGAUAUUGAAGAGCAGUCACGGGCAUGAGUGCAUAUUCAGCAACGUUUUUAAUAAAACAAAAACAAUGAUGACAAUAUGUAGCCCACAGUCGGUUUUGUGUGACUUAAUGUGCAAUUUAAAGUUCAGUAGGUUGAAAGG